Messenger RNA from Neodiprion virginianus, 2024 nucleotides. It is a transcript of the gene parvin, whose product is annotated as beta-parvin. Lineage: Eukaryota; Metazoa; Arthropoda; Insecta; Hymenoptera; Diprionidae. The transcript has 6 exons. The coding region runs from base 22 to 1821 and encodes 599 amino acids. Gene Ontology annotation, biological process: establishment or maintenance of cell polarity; actin cytoskeleton organization; cell projection assembly. The record is from RefSeq and is a predicted model, not a curated record. Gene Ontology annotation, cellular component: actin cytoskeleton; cytoplasm; focal adhesion. Gene Ontology annotation, molecular function: actin binding.
CUAUAUUGGUCAUUCAGAACGAUGGAGGAUGAAAUCCAGCGUCCGAUUGUUCGGGACUUACGUCGUCAAUCAUCGAUGGAAACCCCGUUGGAAGCUUGCAUUCCAUCGGAUUCAGAUUCUGGGGAUGAAGACAAGCAAUCCACGUCCGUAAAUAAGGAUAAGCCUCAGGAGUUGACUCCUGGAAAAAAUACAGCUUCAAAGCCAUCCUCGAUAAACAACCUGCGCAACCAAUAUGAAAAUAUUGGGCUAAUUAAGGUAAUGCCUGCAAAUAAAGCGGAUCCGAAAAUAGCUGUACCCGAGACUGUUGCAACACCAAAUAAAAGCAAGCAAAAACCGACAGUACCAACAAAAAAGAAUGAAGUACCCAAGGUGAAAUCGAAAGAGAAGAAAAUUGCACCACCUCCAAAUCCCAGAAAGGAAUCUCUACAAAAACCAGCAUCAACUGUAGGAGGAGCUAUUAGCGCAUCGCUGAUAGCUGAAUUGAGAGGUCGUUGUGAAGAAUCCGACCAGGUUGAAGAAUCACGAACGAAAUCAAAGCAGCCGUCUGUGAAUCCGGUAGCAACGGUAGAUUUAACUACAACGAUAAAUCAGGAUGUUUCAGAGUCAGCCCGAGUCGAAACUCAAGCAAGCGUCGCGAAAAAAGAAGACGAAGAAUCAUGUUCUUUAGGAAAUAAGACUGACGCAGCUGCGCCUGUUAGUACAAUAAAAGCAUUUCCUGUAAUGGCGUCACCACGACCAAAAUCUCCUCGACCAGUGCCAGUGUCAGCGAAGAAAGAUGAGAAGGAAGAAAGUUUUUGGGAAAAAAUCGGGACCCUUGGUCGGAAGAAGCGGAUCAAGGAAGUUCAAGAGGUGCAAGAGGAGGGUAAACAUGCGAUAGAUUCACCUGGGCUAGCUGCCAACCCAGACAUGCCACCGGAAGAAUACACUCUUGAUGAAAAUGAGGAAAGAUCAAUGACAGAUCCUAGGUCCCUGGAAGAUUCUAAAUUGCAGGAGCUAAUUUACGUACUCAUUGAAUGGAUCAAUGACGAACUUGCUGACCAGAGAAUCAUCGUCAAGGAUAUAGCAGAGGAUUUGUACGAUGGCCAGGUUCUGCAAAAACUGUUAGAGAGAUUAACCGGUGAAAAACUGGACGUACCGGAAGUAACACAAUCUGAGGAGGGUCAGAAGCAAAAGCUGGCUGUAGUAUUGUCAGCCGCAAAUCGAGUACUGAAUCGUUAUCCGCCUUACAAAUGGAGCGUUGAUUCUGUACAUUCCAAAAAUAUUGUAUCGAUUUUACAUCUUCUCGUCGGAUUGGCAAGGCAAUUCCGUGCACCAGUAAGGCUGCCUGAAAGAGUAGCAAUUCAAGUUGUUGUGGUACGAAAGAAAGACGGUCAGCUGAUCCACAGGACAGUGCGGGAAGAAAUCACUUCCACGUACGAGGAUUUGGGAAUGCGGUGCGAACGCGACGCGUUUGAUACCUUAUUUGAUCACGCCCCUGAAAAACUUGCAGUCGUUAAAAAGUCGCUGGUCACGUUUGUCAACAAGCAUUUGAGCAAAGUGCACUUGGAAGUAACGGAAUUGGACACCCAAUUUCACGACGGAGUAUUCCUCACGUUACUUCUGGGUCUCUUGGAGGGAUUCUUUGUGCCAUUGGGCAGUUUUCACCUGACUCCAAAGACGCAUGAUCAGAAAGUGCACAAUGUAUCUUUUGCUUUUGACCUGAUGCAAGAAAUCGGACUCCCUAAGCCCAAAGCUAGACCCGAGGAUAUCGUCAACUUGGAUCUGAAGUCUACCCUUCGUGUUCUGUACAAUCUCUUUACAAAGUAUAAGGGAAUGAAUUAAUGUUUAUUAUUUAUUUAGCAAAUGCUACACUACUCUCCCUAUCCUGAUCUAUUUUUGCAGCAGCUAAUUCAGCCAGUCUUCGUCUAGUCUACAGAAGAGUAGAUAAUACGAAUAUUUAGAUUUGAUACCGGAGCAGGUAGCAUUUUGCUUCUACAAACUCGAAUGUAAAUUAAUAAUGUUAUAUAAUUUGACUAACCAAAGAA